AUGAGGUUCUAUAGGACUACCAAAAGAACGUCAUCAUUGAGGGCAAGAGCUUUGGAAAAGCUGGCUCAGCUAUCUUUGAACAAAGACGAUGUCAAACAGGAUGAAUCUUUGCCACCUAUAAAUGGAAAAGGUGAGGCAGAUGCAAGGAUUUCCUCGAGAAAUACCUUAGGUCUAAUUAUGCGAUCACUACCUAUUUCUUAUUCAACUGAUACAUCAAGAUUAUUUACUAUUCCAUUGACCUUGAAUGAAUGGGAAUUAUUGUCUUCCAUUUCCCAAGUAAUCCCGGAUUCACUCUCCACAGCUGAAGAACUUCUCGAUAACCUAAUAUCCCCAUACUUUUUAGAGUCAUCAAGACAAAGAAUAUCCGAUGUUCUUUACGCCAAAUUUAAACUAGAUAAUUUGAAGAAUCCCAAUGAACUUUUAACUUUCCAAUUAACAAAAUUUCUAAUAGCUGUCUCUUCCAAACAUCCUAAAUUAAUUGAUAGAUGCUCAAAAUUAAUAGACGGGUAUUUAUCAGCUGUCAAGCAACUUUAUUCUAGCAAACAAUCAAGUUUACUUUCCUUGCUUGGUUUUAUGAAUGGGUUUAUUCAAGGAAAAAAUUCUCCUGAGUUAGCGACUUUCGUUUGGAAGCGACUUUCUUCUUUUUUCAUAGAAGAACAGUUUACCUCUCAACUCGAAUCCAUUCUUUCUUCUUCUUCUACAUAUGUGAAUGAUGUAAUUGUCCAAUAUUUUGAAGCUAAAAAUGAAAUCUGUGGUUCGCUAUAUAUCCAAUUACUUUCUAAGCUACAAUCAUCUUUUAUUUGUGACAUACUUGAUAUCCCACCCCGUUUUAGAGAUUUAUCUUCAUACUUGCUAGAGAUGCAGCAUUUGACGUAUCAGAUUACUCAAGAAGACAACGAUUCUGACGAUAAGACACAAAUUGUUGAUGAAUUCACCUAUAAAAUUCGUAAACAUAAAGAAGUACUUACAAGUAUCUGUGAAUUUUCUUUGAGAUAUUGCCAAAAUGACAAUGAUGUGGAUUUAUCAACAGACAGCAGAGCAAUAUUUUCUUUUGAUGCAAGGGGAUAUUUUAUCAAUUGCUUAUGUUUGGUUCCAUUUAUUGCUGACCCUGAUUCAGAAUUAUUUCAAGACUUUAUAAGGAUUGUCGCUGAUUCUAUGGACACAUUUGUUUUCUCUGAAAUUAUUACAGAUUCUUUGAUUAUAUCGAUCAUAUCAGCUGCUUCGUUACUAAAUUAUUUCACUGAAGAAAAUUCAUUAACGUUAUUGCGUAUUUUCCCAUUACUUGUUUCAUCUCAGUACAUUAGUACAUCGACUAUAAUUGAAAUAUCAAAAAUUUUUACAAUCGGUUUACAGCCCUUAAACGAGGACUCUAUUGUCAGCACCAUCUAUUCUUUAAAUAAUUUGCUGAUUGCCACUGAUGAUGGCUCAGCAAAUCCUAUACUAAGAGAACGUAAAUUAACGAUCACUUCUGGUGGGACUAUGAGCUUCAGUGGGGUUCGUAGGUCCGGAACAGUUGAAUCUUUACAAACAUUAAGAAGUGCAGCAAGUUCACCAUAUAGAAAAAAAACCAUAAAGAAACAAACGUCUCAUGUAUUAGCCUCAGGUGGAUCAACUACUUACCAUGGGAGGUUAUUUAAAAAUUGUGUGACGGCAACAACAACCAUCGCUUCUCAUUAUAACAAACAAUCGAUUAGAUUGUUGGCCUUUUCUAUUCUAAGCCAAAAAAUUACAGCUGUUUCCGAGGAAUUAGAUGAAAUCAUUCCAGAUGCUAUUGCAAAACUAUCUACCUACAUGACAGUAACUGAAUUUUCACAGGUUUUGAAAUUCUUCAAAGCGAUAUUAUCAAGGCAAGAGGACGGCACAUUAUUCGACGGUAUUAUAAAUGCGAAAACUAUACUAUCUACUCAUUUUCUCUCAGAGCAGUAUAACUCAGAAUUGUACAGGAUUUACCUUCGAGAUUUAUUAGAGACUAUUAUCUCAUGUGGUGAAGUGGAGAAAUUAGAACACCACAGACCUCAUACUGAAAUUUCCCGCGUCGCAGAACAGAUUUCUUCUUAUUUAGGUCCUUUAGCAGCUUUGUUACCCAAGCCAGGCGAGAAGCCCCUGGAUCUAAGUCAAGAUGAACAAACCACAAAUAUGUUAAGAAAUGUCUGGUUUAAUAUGGUCAUUCAUGGAUUUCAUUAUAAAUCAAAACUUGUUAAUAAAUACAAAAUCCAAUUACUCACAAUUGCAUAUAAUAGUCCACCAUUAGCAUCUGACUUUCCUGCAAAUAAUAAGGAGAUGUCACUAGAAAUGAAUACCAUUUUACGUCGUGGGUCUUCUAAUGCGAACGUCAAAGAACAAAAACAAGCAAUUGUGGACUAUUUCAACGUUAACGCAGUUCAAUCUAGGACAAUAUCAUUAUCAAAAAUAAUGUUCCUAGCUGCAACGACAUUGUUAGAAACCUUAAGAUGUGAAGCAGGUGAUUGUUCUAAAGUUCUUUUGUAUUUUUCAGAUCCAUCGAUUACCACCACAUCCUUGGAGAAACCAAUAAACAUUCUGGCGGUAGCUAUGAUAGCAAAAUUUUCUCAACUAGUUCAAUCAGGUGAUUUUAAAUUAUUCAAUUCGAAGACAAUUGCCUUACAAUUAAACAAUUUACUAUUGUGUUUAGCCCAUAGGAAUCCAACUCUUCAAGAGUCUGCUUUUCAUUAUAGUGAUCUUUUUAUUAGACGUAUCCCAUCAUCAUUAUGCCAUCAUCAAUCUCUAUAUACGUUAUUGGAUCUUUUGACUGCGCUUUUCGAUAGUGUUGUUGAUUGUGAAACAAAUAAAUUUGAACCUCAUUAUAAAUUUAUAUUAAAACAUUCACGAGUUGAAAUUCUACUGCCAGGUUCGUCCAUGUGGCGUACAUCAGCAUUGUCCAAGUUGCACAAGAUUGCGAAGCAAUGGGUACAGAUAAUCUUGAAUAAAUCUGCUCAAGACACUAAGAUUCUUUUACAAACUUAUGUUUCUGAUUUGAAUACGUAUAAUAUAAUGGCAAAUGUUGACUACGGUAUUUCAUUUGCCAUGGAAUUAGCAGGUAUGGUUCUAAGUGCUGACGUUGAGUUAAGUAAAUUGGAAUUCAGAGGACCCGAAAGACCAAAUACAGUUGCUAAAUUUAUUUCUCAACAUUCAUGGAGAUCUAAAUAUCUUGUUGAUACAGCAAUGGUUUCAUCUCAACAAGAUAUUGUUGAUGAACUAGGACUUUUAUCGAAUACAAUUAGGGGAAAGUUAGAUACUGGUAUUAAAGUUGUUAGUAAAGAUGUGACGAAUUUCCUUGAUAUGUCAGCUGCGUUAUUGAUUUUAGGUAAUUAUAGAUCAGGUUCGCUGCUAUAUGAUAUCGUUCAUAUCCCUUUUGAAGUCUUUACAUCAGAAUCACUGAAAUCAGCAACGAAUGUAUGGUUAAGUAUUAUCAAGGAGAGACGUGAUUUGGCUCAUCUUUUAUUAGUUGAUGUAACAUACUGUUGGUUAGAGUCAAUUAAGAAUAACGUUGGAGUAUAUUCAAGGAAAUAUGAUUUAAUUGAAGAAGAGUAUCAAAUAAUGACUUAUAAACCAUACAAUAAGAAGGCGAUUAAUAGAGAGGCCAAUUUUGUUUCACAAUCUAUGCAACCGCAUAGACAUGUCAUUAAAUUUUUCCUUUCUCAUUUUGAAGGUACAUUGUAUCAAAGCAAACACUUAUUGGCGGUCUUUACAAAAUGCGCAUUACUUGGUGUUUCGAAUUUGAAAAAAGCAUCAUUACAUCCCUUUUCACGUAUGAUACGUAAUGAAUUAUUAAUUUUUGCCAUUUUAGUACUAAUUGUCAAUGAUAGACAAGGCACAAAACUUAUUAAAGAUUUAUGUCGUGAAAUUGUAUAUGGUGGGUUAACGUGGUUCUAUGAAAAGAGGAAUUGGCCAUUUGGUUCCAAUGAAUUAAAAAUUAAGGCAGACCUAUCAACAAUGAAAAAUCUUUAUGAUAAAUUAAAUUCAGUAACGGUGAUAAUGAAAAAAUAUUGUAAUAAAGAAUUUACUUUAUUGAUGGUAUUUUUAGAAAGCGAAAUUGAGCAAGUUCAAACUUGGUUGACUCCUUUAGAUAAGAUAGAUAAGACAAGCUCUUACACAGUUACGUUAGAAAGUGUGAAGACGGCAUUUACCAUUGAUCCUCGAUUAGCUGUAUCUCUUUCUCAAAGAUAUCCAGGUAAUGAUAUUGAAUCUGGGUUAGUAACUUUAAUAAAUCAAGACCCAUUAAGAUGUGUCAAUUGUCCUAUUGCGAUAGACCCAUUUAUUAUUAAUAAUUAUCGUAAGAGAAUAUUGCCCACCGCUGCGAUGGAUAGUAAACUUAAGGAUAAGAUGCAUAUUGUUCUAUAUUGGAAACCAGUGAGCCCAUUAAAAUCUAUCAAUUUGUUUUUACCCCAAUGGAAUAGUGAUUCAUUUUUAUUACAAUACAGUGUGUUUUCAUUAGAAUCACAUGAUGUUAAUGUUACAUUUUUCUACGUCCCACAAAUUGUUCAAUGUUUAAGAUAUGAUAAGACUGGAUAUGUGGAGAGAUUGAUUUUUGAUACUGCUAAGAUUAAUAUAUUAUUUUCUCAUCAAAUCAUUUGGAAUUUGUUUGCAAAUUGUUAUAAAGAUGAUGAAGGAACAGUGCCUGAUGAUAUUAAGCCUACCUUAGAUCGUGUUCGUGAAAGAAUGGUUUCAUCAUUUGAUGCCGAUACGCUUGAUUUUUAUAAGAAAGAAUUUGGUUAUUUCAACGAAGUGACUAGUAUAUCAGGUAAAUUGAAACCAUACAUUAAGAAAAGUAAAGCUGAGAAGAAGCACAAGAUUGAUGAAGAGAUGAAUAAGAUAGUAGUUAAACCUGGCGUUUAUUUGCCAUCUAAUCCUGAUGGUGUGGUCAUUGAUAUUGAUCGUAAGAGUGGUAAGCCAUUACAAUCGCAUGCAAAGGCCCCUUUCAUGGCUACUUUCAAGAUCCGUAAAGAUAUUGAGAAUGAAGAUACAGGUAUUACCGAGAAUGUUGAAAAAUGGCAAGGUGCAAUUUUCAAAGUGGGUGAUGAUUGUAGACAAGAUGUGUUGGCUUUACAAUUAAUAUCUAUGUUUAAGACAAUUUGGUCUAGUAUUGGGUUGGAUGUGUAUGUUUUCCCCUACAGAGUGACAGCAACUGCUCCUGGAUGCGGUGUUAUUGAUGUUUUACCAAACUCUAUAUCUCGUGAUAUGUUAGGACGUGAGGCAGUCAAUGGACUUUACGAAUAUUUUAUCACUAAGUUUGGUAGUGAAAGUACCAUUGAAUUUCAAAAUGCACGUAAUAAUUUUGUCAAAUCUUUGGCAGGUUAUAGUGUUAUUUCUUAUUUGUUACAAUUUAAAGAUAGACACAAUGGUAAUAUUAUGUAUGAUGAUAAGGGACAUUGUUUACAUACUGAUUUUGGUUUCAUCUUUGAUAUUGUUCCAGGGGGUGUUAAAUUUGAAGCAGUUCCAUUUAAAUUGACCAAAGAGAUGGUUAAAGUUAUGGGAGGUUCAUCUCAAGCUGCGGCAUAUCAAGAUUUUGAAGAACUAUGUAUCAAGGCAUAUUUAUCAGCUAGGCCCCACAUGGAUUCAAUCCUUGAAUGUGUCAAACCCAUGUUAGAGAGUGGGUUACCAUGUUUCAAAGGUGAGAAGACGAUCAAGAAUUUGAGAAAUAGAUUUCAACCUGAGAGAGAUCAACAUGAAGCAGCAUUGUUUAUGAGAGGUCUUAUCAAGAAAAGUUACGAAAGUUUGUUCACGAAGGGUUACGACGAAUUCCAGAGGUUGACCAACGGUAUUCCAUAUUGA
Messenger RNA from Naumovozyma dairenensis CBS 421, 5790 nucleotides. RefSeq names its product 1-phosphatidylinositol 4-kinase STT4 (gene STT4). NCBI's taxonomy places the organism in Eukaryota, Fungi, Ascomycota, Saccharomycetes, Saccharomycetales, Saccharomycetaceae. Bases 1 to 5790 code for a protein of 1929 amino acids. The transcript has a single exon. The record is from RefSeq and is a predicted model, not a curated record. Gene Ontology annotation, molecular function: 1-phosphatidylinositol 4-kinase activity. Gene Ontology annotation, biological process: phosphatidylinositol phosphate biosynthetic process; phosphatidylinositol-mediated signaling. Gene Ontology annotation, cellular component: plasma membrane; cytoplasm.